This is a messenger RNA of Gadus macrocephalus (Pacific cod), 1323 nucleotides long. RefSeq names its product aquaporin-3-like. Gene Ontology annotation, cellular component: plasma membrane; basolateral plasma membrane. Gene Ontology annotation, biological process: glycerol transmembrane transport; water transport. NCBI's taxonomy places the organism in Eukaryota, Metazoa, Chordata, Actinopteri, Gadiformes, Gadidae. The record is from RefSeq and is a predicted model, not a curated record. The coding region runs from base 79 to 975 and encodes 298 amino acids. The transcript is spliced from 6 exons. Gene Ontology annotation, molecular function: glycerol channel activity; water channel activity; urea transmembrane transporter activity.
UUGAGCAAGGAAGACACAGACUCUUACCCAUCGAGCAGAUCACAGCUGCUAGCCAAAAUUAAUACUCGCCACUUCCUCAUGAUGGAAAAACAGAAGGCAGUUCUUGAGAAGGCGGCACAGAUCUUCCACAUCAGGCACCUGCUUCUCCAGCAGGGCCUGGCAGAGUGCCUGGGGACCCUGGUUCUGGUGACGUUUGGCUGCGGCUCGGUGGCCCAGAUGCUUCUCAGCGGAGGUUCCCACGGCGCGUUCCUCACCGUCAACCUGGCCUUUGGGUUCGCCGCCACGCUGGGGAUCCUCAUCAGUGGACAGGUGUCAGGUGGUCACCUGAACCCGGCCGUGACCUUUGCCCUCUGUCUCCUGGGGAAGGAGCCAUGGAGGAAGUUCCCGGUCUACUUCCUCUUCCAGACGUUGGGGGCCUUCCUGGGCGCCGGAAUCAUAUUUGGCAUGUAUUCUGAUGCGCUGUGGGACUACGGCCAGGGGACGCUGUCUGUGGACGGGACCAACGCCACGGCGGGGAUCUUCGCUACGUAUCCCUCCCCACAUCUCAGCCUGCUCAACGGAUUCUUCGACCAGCUGAUCGGAACGGCCACAUUAAUUGUGUGUAUCCUGGCCAUCGUGGACCCCCACAACACCCCGGUCCCGGCGGGUCUGGAGGCCUUCACGGUGGGGCUGGUGGUGCUGGUGAUCGGCCUCUCCAUGGGCUUCAACUCGGGCUACGCCGUGAACCCCGCCCGGGACCUGGGGCCGCGCCUCUUCACCGCGCUGGCGGGCUGGGGCAGCGGGGUGUUCACAGUGAAGGGCUACUGGUUCUUGGUGCCCCUGUUCGCCCCGUUCCUAGGGGCGGUGGUGGGGGUGGUGGUGUACCAGCUGAUGGUGGGCUACAACGUGGAAGGAGAGGCACGCAUCCAGAGAAGACGAGAGGAAGAGGAAAGCCUAAAAUAUGCAACUAUAACCACCAUCAAUGAAGAGGCAUAAGAAUCCUUUGUGUUGUGUGUUGCCAGCAUUUAAAUAUUUUAUGUUAUAUUUUUUAAAAGGUGAAAGGUAAAGGUUUUAAGUCUCCUACAUAUUAUUGAUUGUCUUACAGUAUGUUUGAUAUAUUGAUUGAAACAAAAAACAUUCUAUAGAUUGGCAGAUUUAUCCACUGUCGUAUUUUCGAUUAUUGUCGCCUAUAUUAUAAACACUGCCAAUUCUUUUUAUAGGAAUUCUAUAUUAUUUGUAUGCGAGGAACUUGCUGAGAUAUACUGAGUUCAAAAAUAUAUUGUUAUCAAAAUAAAAUGGAGCUGUCUCUCCAAAUCCUGAAACUCGCGGCAUAACGACAAAUAA